CCUUGCCAAAGAUCUUUCUUUUCAAGUAAAUCAGCAAACAACCGAUACAAUGGCACGAAGAUACGAUUCACGCACAACAGUAUUCUCACCAGAGGGUCGCCUCUACCAAGUUGAAUAUGCCAUGGAAUCUAUCUCCCUCGCGGGAAUAGCACUUGGAAUUAUGGCUAAGGACGGCAUUGUCAUCGCUGCCGAGAAAAAGGUGACCAGCAAGUUGUUGGAGCAAUCUUCAUCGUCGGAGAAGAUUUACAAAUUAAGCGACAACAUUAUCUGUGGUGUUGCUGGUAUGACUGCAGAUGCAAAUAGUUUGAUAUACAGAUCGAGAUUGGCAGCACAGCAAUAUCUAUUUGCAUAUGGAGAGGAAAUUCCUGUCGAGCAACUGGUUCAAAACUUGUGCGAUUUUAAGCAAAGAUUUACUCAACGAGGUGGUUUGCGUCCAUUUGGUGUUUCAUUCAUCUUUGCCGGAUUUGACGAUCAUCACGGUCUCCAGCUCUAUCACUCUGACCCCUCUGGCAACUACGGUGGCUGGAAAGCAACAUGCAUAGGAGCCAACAACUCGAGCGCACAAAGUAUAUUGAAACAGGAUUACAAGGAGGACAUGACUUUGGAAGAAGCAAAGGCGCUUGCGAUAAAGGUUUUGAGCAAAACCAUAGAUAGCACGACAUUGACGAGUGAAAAGGGUAAGUGGAUCGCUUUAUACACGAUGGUCGAGCGAGCGACUAUGACAAGGUAUUCAUGUUUUUGUCUUUUUUCAGUGGAAUUUGCUACCCUUAAAGUCGUGGACAACGCUGUCAAGUAUAACCUGUAUAAACCUGCCGAAAUUGACUCAUUGCUUAAGCAGUUAGAUGUUGGUGCAUCAACCGAAGAGCAAUCUUAAGGCGCGUGUCUUUCAAUUUUAAAUAAAAAAGAAUCACUAUGGAAUUUUGUCACUUGUA
Umbelopsis ramanniana AG is the source of this 932-nucleotide messenger RNA. RefSeq lists its product as uncharacterized. The transcript is spliced from 3 exons. Gene Ontology annotation, cellular component: proteasome core complex; proteasome core complex, alpha-subunit complex; cytosol. Bases 50 to 874 code for a protein of 274 amino acids. NCBI's taxonomy places the organism in Eukaryota, Fungi, Mucoromycota, Umbelopsidomycetes, Umbelopsidales, Umbelopsidaceae. Gene Ontology annotation, biological process: ubiquitin-dependent protein catabolic process. The record is from RefSeq and is a predicted model, not a curated record.